AUGGCAGACCAACAGACUACUGCUGCACCAGCCGCAAAUCCCGCUGAAGUCUCCAAGACUGAGAGCACAGCCAACGUCCAGUCUGAGUCCAAGACUGAAACCUCUGACUCUAAGCCUGAGGAGAAGGCCAACAAGACCGAAAACGGUGAGGAGAAGUGGGAAGUCAAUGGCAAGUCCGAGGACAAGAACGGCCGUCGCAACGACCGUCGCGACGGUGGCCGUGGAGGUCGAGGCGGUCGCGGUGGUCGAGGCAACUUCCGCGACAACCGCAACAAGAGGCAGAACAACCAAGAAUUUGACGAUCUUCCCGAGUCCGACGACCCCAACGAUAUCCGCGCCCAAGUCGAGUUUUACUUCUCUGCACAGAACUUGGCAACCGACGAGCACAUGUUCAAGGUGCUCGAAGGUCCCAAGAACACUCCUGUUUCUAUCCACCACAUCUGCACCUUCAAGCGCAUGCGCCACUUCAAGCCUUACUCCGCUGUUGUAAAGGCACUCCGCGAGAGCAACGAUCUCGACGUCGUUGAUGAUGGCGAGUACAGCAAGGCUGGCAGCGAAGCCGUCAAGCGCAAGGAGCCGCUUUCCGUCCCCACCAAGGAAAGUGACGAGAAGAACCCACCUACCACAGAGGAGCUCUUUUACCGCUUGAAGAACAACUCAUCCAACAACAUGGAGCGCAGCGCCUACGUUAAGGGCUUCGGUAGCGAAGACCAAGCCGGCCAGAUUGCGCUCGAGAAAUUUUUCCGUCCUUACGGCGCAGUCAUGGUCCGCAAGCGCCGCGAGAAUGAUGGUGCCUGGAAGGGCAGUGUCUUUGUCGAGUUCGACUCUGAGGACUCCCAGAAGCAGUUCCUCGAGCUUGACCCCACACCCAAGUUCAACGGUAACGACCUUGUUACCAUGGGCAAGAAGGAGUACAUCGUCAUGAAAUGCCAGGAGAAGGGCAUCAAGCCCGACUGGGAGCUGACCGAGGAAGAGAAGUACCAGCAGCGCAAGGCACAACGCGAGGCCAACGGCGACUUCAGCCGCAGCGGUCGUGGAGGAGGUCGUGGAGGUCGUGGACAGGGUCGCGGUGGACGCGGUGGACGUGGUGGCAAUGACCGUCGCGACAACCGCCGUGACCGCAACCGAUCCCGCUCUCCCCGUAGGCGCCGCGAUCGCAGCGCUUCAAACGGCUCCGUCGACGCUGACGACUGGAACAAGCGUCGCGACCGCUUCAAGGAUGGCAAGGACGACCGCGCCAGCCACAAGGAGGACAAGAAGGAGAUUGAGCGCGAUGCUCACGGUGUUCCCAUUGUCAAGGACACCUCCAACAAGCGCAAGGCCGAUGACGGCGAGCCCCAGGGCAGCCCCAAGAAGAGCAAGCUUGAGAUCAAGCAGGACGAGUAG
This is a messenger RNA of Alternaria postmessia, 1386 nucleotides long. RefSeq lists its product as uncharacterized. NCBI's taxonomy places the organism in Eukaryota, Fungi, Ascomycota, Dothideomycetes, Pleosporales, Pleosporaceae. The transcript has 3 exons. Gene Ontology annotation, cellular component: nucleus. Gene Ontology annotation, molecular function: mRNA binding. The coding region runs from base 1 to 1386 and encodes 461 amino acids. The record is from RefSeq and is a predicted model, not a curated record.